Macrosiphum euphorbiae (potato aphid) is the source of this 993-nucleotide messenger RNA. Lineage: Eukaryota; Metazoa; Arthropoda; Insecta; Hemiptera; Aphididae. The record is from the annotation of a GenBank genome assembly.
AUGGGAAAAGAACACAAAAAGCACAAAAAACACAAACAUUCAAAGAGCAAACACAAACCCAAAGACGAUCACGAAUAUCACGUUCCGAUCGUUCCGCUCAAGAGCGACGUGCGUCCAAAAUCGGUGUCUGUGGCAACGCCGACCGCGGGUGAAACGAGAGACGCAGUGGCCAAACCCAUCGGGCCAGUUCUGCCGCCCGGCCUGUCCAGCUCCGACCGUGGUAAACACGAGGCCACUAUACCAGGACCAGAGGCCGGUGAACUCAACCACUCGUACGGACCUAGCUUACCACCACACCUGGUUCCGCAGAAACGCGCUCCAGGACCGUCGUUGCCCUUGGAUUUCAAAAUAGAAGAUACAGUAGUCGCCCAGAUUGAUGAAGACAUCUCGGGUUUCGGUCCAUUACCGGCCGAGCUGAUAACUUCAGACUCCGAGCAACUAUUCAUACAGAAACAAUUGGAACUGCGAGCCGAAUAUAUGAAACGAAAAUUUGCCGGAGAAGUAUAUGACGACAACAAACAGGAAACGGUUCGAGAGAAAUGGAUGUUGGAGCUGCCGCCAGAAAAAGCUGCCAACCUAGGUUUAGGGGCAAGGCAGUUCAGGAAGCGAGAGGCUCCCGACAUGAGUAACCGAUCAGAAUGGACUGAUACGCCGACAGAUAAACAACGUAAAGUUCAAGAACCAAAAACUGCUGAAGAAACGGACAUGGAAGCAUUGAAACUGAUUUCAAUUCAAAAACGCGAUGAGGAAAUGGAAAAACUGGCAGAAACCUCAGUAAAACGGAAACCUUAUUCAUUAUUAGAAAUGCACCAAGAAAAACUAAAAAAACAAAAAAAGGAAAAGAUUAAAGAAGAACCUGCAGAAAGAAGACCUUUUAGUAGGGAUAUUGAUCUGCAAUGUAACAAAUUCGAUAACGCUCAAAAACAAUCAAUAUUGAAAAAAGCCAGUCAGCUGAAUAAUAGAUUUUCACAAGGCGAAUCUAGAUUUCUCUGA